GUGUGAACCAGCAGACACUCGGGAGGUCCACAGUUCUCGCUCCACACCCGCGCCGUUCACUCGUCCCUACUACCGUGUGAAACAUAAAAAAAAACGAACUGAAACGAAGAAGCGACAAAGAAAACGAAGAAGCGACGAAGAAAACGGGAAUAAACAAGAAAACGGGAAUAGACUAAAACAGAAAACGGGAAUCGAAAAACACCAAAGAAAACUAUAAUAACUAAACAAUGAGACGAGUUUUAAGUUCCUGUGGUCAGUGUCUUGUUACCUGUGACCUUCUUGCACGGACACACUGAAAUAUCAACAAUACUGAUAAUAAAUAGAAAAAAAAAUACAUUAAAUAUAUAAAUAAAAGAAUAAAGAAGGAAAGAAGGAGAAAGAAAGGUUAUAUACUAGGAACAAGAGAUAAAGUUUUGGUAGUGUUGGCGGCCAUUGUGGAUCUGUGGGGUGUUGUUGUUCGUGUGUUACAAGAUGGCGUCAGAUAUCGGUGUUCAGCUGGUGGUGUUGUUGGGGUUAUUGUGCUGGUGUUGGGCUGACCACCACGAGAGGUGUGAGGAAGGCUGGACAGGACCCGAGUGUGAGGUGGCCCUGUGUCCGGCCGGGUGCCAUCCUAUCCACGGCAACUGCACCCGACCCGGCCAGUGUGUGUGUGUCCCAGGUUGGCGAGGACGACAGUGUAGAGAGUGUGUACCUCGGGCGGGGUGUCAACACGGCUCCUGUACCGACACCAACGACUGUCUCUGUCACCCUGGAUGGUCGGGGCCUCUGUGUGCCAGACCGGUGUGUGAGGAAGGCUGCCACUCUGUCCACGGAUACUGUCAUGUUCCCGGCGAGUGCAAGUGCCGCGUCGGGUACUCUGGCCCAACCUGUCAUGAGUGUCAGGCCCCGACAGGCUGCCUCAACGGGUUCUGUACUAAACCUCUCGAGUGCAAGUGUAACCCUGGAUGGUCGGGUCCACUCUGUGAUACACCUGUGUGUGCCGAGGGCUGCAGCGAGAAACAGGGAUACUGCACCAAGCCGGGGGAGUGUAGGUGUGAGGUGGGGUGGUGGGGAGAGCGGUGUAACCUGUGCUUCCCCUACCCAGGCUGUGAGCACGGCACCUGUGAGAAGCCGUGGGAGUGUGUGUGUGAAGCAGGGUGGUCGGGCAUGCUCUGUGAUACACCUGCGUCAGGCGGCGCCUUCUGUGGGACUCACCGGGGUUGGUGCCUCAACGGUGGCACUUGUAUCGACGUCCCCGGCGGCCGUAACUUCACCUGCUCCUGCCCGUCGCUCUUCACGGGUCAGCGCUGUGAUUACCUGGCCGACCUGACCUCUGACGCUCCAGCUGCUGACCCCGGCGGGAUCCUCUCCACGGGGACGCGACACAACGUUCGGGUCAUCUCCCCUGACAACUCCUCCCCGUCAGGCACGUACUCCCUCACACAACCCACCACCAGCAACAUUUCUAAAGACACGGACGAGGUCACGGACGCCACGGAGGAGGUCAAAGUCGAAGAGGACCCCAAGGACGUCAGACGUAGGUUCCUGCAGAAACACGCCCGAAUAUCCUUCCGUCAACCCAAACUGGCGAGUAGCGAGGAGCAGUCCAGUAAGCUGCCCUACAUGGUGGUGGAGAGGAAGUUGCUGCCGCUGCCGGUGGUGCUGCCCCGAGUGAGUGACAUCAUCCCCAGGGACCAGAUGUUGGCCCACAAGCUCAACAAGCAGCCCACACCCAUACUCAUCCUGGGAGACUCAGACAACACCCAAGACAACUCCAAGACGAUGAGGUACUCCCUGCAACAGCAGACCGAGACCUCUGGGAGAAACCAGAUCAGUGAGAACAGACGGUUUCUCCGACACCAGCAGGGGUCACCAGGUUUCAUUUCCAGUGUGGGAGAGAACAGGAACGGCCCGGCGCCGCCUCACGGGGGGCCGGUACUGGUGAAGGUCCUCAAUUCUCAGCGUCGACCCAUACUGGUGAGCGCCCAGGCCAGGGCGCUACCCAGACGGAACCCCAUGACUCCCGCCACCCUCAGGACCCACAAGAGACCCAGACAACAGUCCCAGGCCCAUAUGAAGCCUCCCACCACCACUACCACUACCCCCUCAACCACCAAGACUACUACCACAACUACUACAGAGCCCCCCACCAGACCAACUACCAAGCCAUCCACUUGGCCCCCCACUAGGCCAAGCAUCUGGCCUACUACCUGGCCAUCCUCUCACGCCACGACGCCCAUUUUCCAAGAGCCAUUUACCUUCACAGCGAGAACAUCACCGCCAUCCUCCAGACUCCCCUCACCCUCCCCCGGGACCCCAGUCGCUUUACCCUUCACCUCGGCAGAUCUUGGUCCUCCUGAAGACUUCGUCGCCUUGGAGGGUCGUGAGAGCAUCAUCCGGACUUAUUACGACGAGAACGCGAACGGUCGUGUCCACAUCGGCGACAUCAGUAGGGUGGACGAUGCGGCUCCCCACGACGAGAUCUUUGACGCCUUCAUCGAACUGAAGAAAGUGUGAUGCGAGUGACGCCAUAACGUGACGUAAUAUGUAUAGUGUAGUGUAGUGACAUGACGACGCACCAUGCCUUACGCAGUGUACGAACUUGAUAAUGAGAGUAUGUAGUGCGUAAAACAAUACAUGGUUGACUCUUUGUGUUGGCCGAGUGUUUGACCUAUUAUCUGAGCAGUGUAAAGUGACGCUUGACAAUGUGACCACCACCACCACCGCACAGCCAGGCCACCAUCGCACAGCGAGGCCACUACCGCACAGCGAGGCCACCACAACACAGCAA
This is a messenger RNA of Homarus americanus (American lobster), 2770 nucleotides long. RefSeq lists its product as uncharacterized. NCBI's taxonomy places the organism in Eukaryota, Metazoa, Arthropoda, Malacostraca, Decapoda, Nephropidae. Gene Ontology annotation, biological process: cell communication. The transcript is spliced from 9 exons. The record is from RefSeq and is a predicted model, not a curated record. Gene Ontology annotation, cellular component: membrane. Bases 472 to 2496 code for a protein of 674 amino acids.